AUUAGCAUUGUAAAUUUAUACCUGUGUUGUACUGUAUUUGUUCUGUAUUCCUCCAUUAUCCUCGAAACUUUUACCUAUUAGAUAGUAUUCAUUAUGUCUUCAGCUACUACUAGUUCCACUACUUCAACUAAUGGAAAUUCUGUUAAUCCUCCUAGAAAAUUUAUUAAACGUCCUGAUGAUAAAGCUUUAAAAUCUCAAAUUGAUUCAUUAAAGGAAGAAAUUAAGAAAUUAGAUUUAACUAAUAAUGAAUUAAAUGCUCAAAUCAAUAAGACCCAAAUUGAUUCUUCUACUAAUGAAAAGAGAAGUGAAUUACAAACUCAAAUUAAAGCAUUAAUUACUAAACAAUCAACUGUUAAAAAUGAAAGAAAUGCAAUUAAUGAACAAAUUAAAAAUAUUGAUUCACAAUUAAAGAAGAAAAUUACUGAAAUUCAAUUACAAACUUCUAAAAAUCAAUUUAAAACUGUUGAAGAAAUUGAUAAAAGAAUUGCUUAUUUAGAUGAAUUAAUUGGUGGUGGUGAAUUAAAAUUAGCUGAUGAAAGAAGAUUUGUUAAAGAAAUGAGUUCUUUAAGAAAAUUAAGAAAAGAUUUUGGACAAAUUGAAAAGAUUCAAGUUUUAAUUGAUCAAGAUAAGGAAAAAAUUGCUGCUUUAAAGAAAAAAUUAAGUACUAUUCAAUCAAAAGAAUUAAGUAAUGAAUUUGACAAAAUUCAAAAAGAAUUAGAUCAAAUUAAUGAAAAUAAUAAAUCUAUUAUUACUAAAAGAAAUGAUUUUAUUAAAAAGAGAAAUGAAAUUAAAAAGCAAAAGGAUGAAAAAUAUUCUGAAAUUAGAAAAUUAAAGGCUGAUUUUGAUGCUGAAUAUACUAAAUUUAAACAAACUUUAGCUUCUGAAAAGAAGAAGAGAGAUGAAGAAAAUAAGGAAAGAAUUCAACAAGAAAAGCAACAAAGAUUAAAGGAAGAAGCUGAUAAACAAUUAAGUGAAGCUUCAAUUCCUGCUUUUGAAACUGAAAUUAAUUCUAUUCAUGUCUUAUUAGGUCAUUUUGAUCCAACAUAUGUUAAACCAAGUACUAAUUCUUCUAAAACUAAUGGAUUUUCAACUUCUCAUAAUUCAAUUAGAACCGUUGAAAUGCCUGCUGAUGUUGUUGUUCUUAAAAAGGAAAAAGAAGCAUUCUUUGCUGGUUCAAAAUCAUCUAAAAAGGCUAAUGGAGCUGCCAAUAAGAAGAAAUCUAAGGGUAAAUUUACUGUUGAUCCAGAAAUUAUUGUUGCUUUAAGUGAUUUAUCUAUUCCUUUCCCAACUAAGGAAGAAGAAGUUCCAAAUACCAUUACUAUAUUAAAGGAAACUCUUAGUGCUUUAUCUGAUAAACAAGAAGAACAAACCAAACUUAAUAUUGAAAAGGCUAAGGCUAGAAUUGCUAAAUUACAAGCUGAAGAGGCUGAAAAUGAUAAGGAAAAUGAAGAACCAGCUGCUGCUACUACUGUUGCUGAAGAAGAAGAAGAAGCCAAUUAAAUUAACUCAUUUCUGAUCUUUUUAAUUCCUCGUAAAUAGUAUUUAAUCUUUUUCUAUUAUAAUUAUCAUUAUUAUCAUUAUCAUUAUCAUUAUUAUUUUAUUACUAAACAAAAACCUCAAACUCAAAAUUAUCUAAUCUAUCUUCAUUAUUUCUUUUUCUAUGCAUUCAUCUUUAUCUUUAUAGGGUAUAUACUUAAUUUUCAAUAUAUUCCUUAACAGUUGUCCCACUAAUUUUGCAGUAAGAUGUGCGACUGCGACCAU
Messenger RNA from Scheffersomyces amazonensis, 1761 nucleotides. RefSeq names its product Bfr1p (gene BFR1). The transcript has a single exon. NCBI's taxonomy places the organism in Eukaryota, Fungi, Ascomycota, Pichiomycetes, Serinales, Debaryomycetaceae. The record is from RefSeq and is a predicted model, not a curated record. Gene Ontology annotation, molecular function: mRNA binding. The coding region runs from base 94 to 1500 and encodes 468 amino acids. Gene Ontology annotation, cellular component: ribonucleoprotein complex; endoplasmic reticulum; nuclear outer membrane-endoplasmic reticulum membrane network. Gene Ontology annotation, biological process: intracellular mRNA localization.